Molecule: messenger RNA, 1146 nt
Organism: Caenorhabditis briggsae
Lineage: Eukaryota; Metazoa; Nematoda; Chromadorea; Rhabditida; Rhabditidae
Exons: 5
Coding region: 1-1146 (381 amino acids)
Source: RefSeq, a predicted model, not a curated record
AUGUCCCCAUCUACUCUCCUACUCUGUCUCCUUGCUGGAUCAUCCUGGGCUUUUGUCCCAGAUGAUCCAGCUCUCCGUGGAACCGAUUCUUUCGGAGGAUAUCCUAAUGACAUCUUCUACUUCACUCGGAAUGCCUUCGCCGCCUCUUCCUCGGAUACAGCCCAACAAGUCGUCGAGAAGUUCUUGGUUCGGAUGACUAGAUCGUUCGAAUCAAAAGAUGUCGCUGUGGUUUCUGGAUUGUUCCAACCUGGAUUCGUGUUCAAGGGAUGCAAAGGAACCUAUGAUAAGAGUCAAAUCAUCGGUCUUUUAUCCCAAAUCCCAUCUGGAACCAAAUUCACCCUCUCACUCAAAUCAGUCCUGGAUACUGGAUCUUCAAUCAAGUAUACUGUAGUCGCCAGUGGAUUCGGACCAGCCUCCAUUGAAGCUAAUUUCGUCUUGAACAAGAUCGAUCAACAAUUGGAAUGUGGAGAAAUUCCAGCUUGUACUCAAAUUUCUGCUGGCGAGAUGGCGAAGAAUUUUCUGGAUCAUGCGAUUAUAUCUAUUGAGUCCCAAGAUGUCGCGAAGAUCACAGACCUUUUCGAUGUUAGAUUCCUUUUCAAGGGCUGCCUCGGAGCAUAUAACUACGGGCAUGCUGUCCGAAAGCUUACCUCCCUCCCAUCUGGUACCAGAUUCUCCUUCACCCUCCAAGCAGUUUCUGAAUGGAAUUUACUGUUGUGUAAAUAUGAUAAACGGUUGGAGUACGGCCAUAUGCUGGCGUGUCCGUUGAUUGGAAGGUCACAACCAGAAGAUUCGAACGCUGUCGUCCAGAGAUUCUUAAGCUCGAUGAAGGAAACCAUCGGUUCUCAUGAGGCAGCACUUAUUGGAAAACUAUUCGACGAAGCGUUCAUUUUCAAGGGAUGCCAUGGAACAUACACAAAAGUUCAAGCCAUCGCCAAGCUCACCUCCUUCCCUUCCGGCGCCUCUUUCAAUUUCUCACUGAUCGAUUCGAAAUGGAAUAAUCAGGGACAAAUCGAGUACACUGUCUCUGUAUCAGUUCCAAUAAUGGAUAGCUUCAAGGCUCAAUUCGUCUACUGUCCACACAGAAAUGUUCUGAAGUCGGGAAGUAUUGAGAACUGUGCAGCCAGAAGAUUCAGUGUUUUCUAUUGA